AUGGCGGACAUACACACGAUUUCUGUGGUCGGUCUCCUUAAAGAUGCUGAAUUUCACAUGAUUAAAGGAGCUGCAGAGGUAUUAUUGAGAUUAAAUGAGAAUUUUUAUGAAGGUUUUCAAUAAUAAAAGUAUAAUGCUCAUGUCUGAUGUACUUUUUCAUUUUAUCACAACAGCAACUUAGCCAGAGGGAACCCGAUGUUUUCACCGAGCCGUACGUCCUGGGUUUGUUGGAGUGUGAUUGGGAUACGUUCAUUCGAGAUAAGAAGAAGGUAGGAUAGAAAGAAGCAAUUUUGAAUCUAUUUAAAUUAAUGAACUGAAGAUCUAGGGAAGACACCGAGAUCAGUCAGAAAAAAUUGAUUUCUCUUGUAAGCUUGUUGUUUGGCGUCAAUUGAAAAGUACGCUAACCUUAUAAAAAUUUCCAGCGUGACCUGUCGUUUAUAAAUAAAUCAAAAUUUCGAAGCUUUCAGGUACGCUAGUGCCUUAUUUUAAACCUCUUGAGUGUUUGGAAAGUAUUAUGGAAGAAACCAGUCUUGCAAUAUUAGUUGAUUUUUUAUGCAUCUCGAAUAACCAUGUUAGGUACAAGAGUACAUUGUUUGUUGCAUUUGUGAUAAGACUUAACGUGUUCCAACCAAGUACAAUUCAUAAAGCUUACUUGAUGUAAGCAUAAACCGGCGUGUUUGGUUAAUAUUUUUUAUUUUUGGGUCGAAUGAUUUUGAUGAAUGGUUCUCCAAUUCAUUUUCCAAACACAUGGCAUUCGUCACUCAUGAGUUCCUUUGAACAAAAACGAUAAAGAGAGCAAUUAUUUUUUUUAAAAGCGAUAACCAUAAGAUGUUAUGGUUGGUUAACGGAGUUUGAUUUGAAAGAAGUUUUCAUCUGGUCAAAAUUCACGUGAUAGAGUUGAGACAAGCAGAGGCAAAAUUCCAUAUUUCAUUCCGAAACAUAAGUUUCAGAUGAUAGGAAAUACCAUCGCUUAGUUUUCCCAUUUAAAUUGUACCAUUUCCUUUCGUUUUGAUAAAUAUGUGUAUUUUUUAUAUAAUUAGGUGAAAACAUAAUGUAUCAUGAGGUUUGUGCUUAGGUUACAAAGAGAGCCAAACAUCAUAAAUCCUGUCAAUUGGAGGAUUCAUCUUAUAAGAGAUGUAAAAAGUUCAAUAGGUUUUCCCAGGAUUGAUUGUUUUCUCCAUAAAUGGUAACUGAUUUACUUCUUUAUGGUGUUUGAUAUUUCAAGUAUUUUUUUUGGACUCUAUAUGCAAGACCAGUAUUUUAGCAGGAAAAAAUUUUUCAAACUGUUGAUUUGGACAUUUCUGUUCUGUUAGCAAAAGGGAUCCCCUUUUAACUGUUCAUAUGGGAUGCUUGGGUGUAAAGCCCUGUUCAAACAGUUGCUUUAGUUGAUGAUAGUUUCAACUAUAAUGUGCGUUUGAACAUGAACUAUCGUCAACUAUCAUGUAGUUCAAAUUUGACAUGAUAGUUGAUGAUAGUUUUAGCUGUUUGAUUGAGUGGAUUGAUGUGAAUUGGUAGGUUUUUGUUCAGCAAAUUUUUUCAAUGAUUAAAGUAGCCAUCAACACUUGGCAGAAUGUCUCCUAGUUCACUCUUACUAUCUCCUGGUAGGCUUGAGUAUCUUUAACUUGCAACUUCUUGAGUAAAAUCUCAAAUGCUACCAGGGCUUGCCAUAUUUACAUGAUUUUGUCAACUAGCAUCAACUUUCAUGAAUCGUUUGAAUGCAAACAUGAUAGUCAAUGAUAAUGAAUGAUAGUUGAAACUAUAAUCAAACAUUAUGAUCAUUUGAACCCAGCUUAAGAUCAACAAUGUAAAGGUUUUAUUCCUGCUGACCUGUUUUGAUUGUUUAUAAAAUUAUGAGAACAUUUUCAAGUUCCAUGCUCUUGAUUUGAAAAUGAAGAUCAUGGUAUUUGGGCUGAAGAAAAUGGUGGAAGUUAGGAUCUCAGAAAUAAAGCAUCUUGUUUGAGAAGGCCCCUAAAUCUGUCUAAAGUAUUUAAAUGGAAAAUUAUAAGCUUUCUGAAACAAUAAUAAUACAAUAAUAAGAACUUUAUUUAUAUAGCGCUUGUAUUCUCUGCUCAAGGCACUUUACAAUCAUACAAAAUUAUACAUUAUUGAUAAAAAUUUACAAAUUUACAAAUUUACAACCAUAUCCUACUUUAUGAUACUUAAACAUAGCUAAAAUUCAUAUACUGACUAAAAAAGAAAAAGAAAACUAAAGCCAGCCAUAUCUUCUUACAACUCAUGUGCUUUUUGCUUCCUUUUUUCUUGCUUUCACUCGAUACAGGGGCACUCAAAUUGAAUGUAGGUCUCUUUUUCUGAAUCUGCUCUGUUUCUUUCAUUGCUUAAUUGAAAACUACUCAUUUAUUUUUUUUUCAUUGUGAUGUAAUGCUCUCCGGUCAAUCUACAUUCUAGCAUAAGAAAUUAUUAAUUCUACAAAUGGAAGAUAAAUGGAAAUUGCUGUCUCUCUUGCUAGGAAAUGAGAAAAGAAGUUUGGGGCUUUCAAGAAAAUGUCAUUGUGUUUUUCGAUGAAGAGUUGAUUGGAGGACCUGACGAUUUUAUAAAAUGGGCCUUGGAUACCCAUGGAUAUAGAGAGUUCAGGUUUGUUAUUUGAAAAUAUGUUGGUAUCCCUUGUGUUUAUUCUGUCAUUAAUCUUCGGUUUAACUAGACCUGGGAUAACAAAAAUGUAUUGCUUUUCAUUUAAUUUUAAGGGUAACUGUAUGUACUUUUACAUUUAGCCAAAUUACUGCAAGAAAGAAUUUUUUCAGUGUGAUAUUUAUUUUGUUUUUUUUUUGCUAGGCCUCUUCCUUUAUGGCAUGCCAUGGCUAAAGAAGCAUACAAGGACCAUCUACUUGCCACCAAGGUAACGUUGUGCAUAUUUAUCUAAGGCUUUGAUCACUCAAAACUUCAAUUACUCAUGAAAUUUUGCUUUGACUGUAUUCUUUUAGCAUCAGUUUGUUUACUUGGACAUAGCAGUGGGCCACCAAAAGAUUGGACGACUGUUGAUUGAGGUAUCUGCAUAGAUAUAUCAUCCAGAUUUCUAUUUUUUUGUUUGUCUGAAGUUUUUGCUGUCCAAGAGAGUUUCACGUACAUGCUCAGCAAGGAGGUAUACUUGCUGCUCACAGGAAGAAGAUUAGUUUCUUUAUAACCUGGAGCUUGUUUCAUAAAAGUCCUAUUACAUGUAGUUACUGGUUCUGAAAAGAAGAUAUUUGUUUGUAGUGUUUACAUUGAAGGUUGAGAUAUGGAUAGCUUUGAAAUUUAAACUAUAAAGAUAUCAGCAAAUGAAACAGAGUAAGACAUAUUCUUGUAUUUCUUAAUUUGAGAAUUUAGAAGUUGUCGCCCAGCCCUUAAGCUCAUAUCUAUCAAAAGGAAAAAGCGGGCUAUUAAUUAGGAUGUGCCUGUGGGAGAGAGAGAGUUGAAUAAAGUACAGACACAGCUUACACAGGGACAAGCGGAACGAAGACAUAUUAUGAGCCCUUAAUUCUAAUGUACAGUUCCUUUUCAACAGUUGUUCUCUGAAAGACUACCUAGGACAUGUGACAAUUUUCGUGAGUUGUGUGUAGGAAGUCAGACCGAAUCAGUGCGGCAUGAUCCUCCUCUGAAGCUGUGGUACAAGAACUCAAUAUUACACAGAAUAGUUCCUAAUGGCUGGAUACAAGGUGGAGGUAAUUGCAAUAGAGCACAUUUUACAUUGUAUGAUGGUAAUAGUAGGUACUAGAAUGAGAUGCUCUUUAGUAUAUCGCAAUAUUCCAUGUAAUUAUGUUUAUUUUUAUGAACUGUGAACUCUAAGCUUGCAUAGAAAUUUCUGUUGAGCAGAAGCUUUAGAGAGUAAGUGGCUGAAUCAGGUGGUAACUUAAGAUCAAAUACUGUGAACUUUGAGGAAUUGACAGACUUAGGAAAAGCCGUCAAAAUAAAGAGAAGAGUUAUCUUUCAGUCAAAUGUUUCUUGUCUAGUUUGCGAAACUGACCAGUCAACUUGCAUAGAUGUUGGUUGCAAGACUUCUCUAGCUUAAACUGAUUAUUGAAGAAGAAAGUUUUCCAAGAAAUUGCUUGUGCCUUAGUUGAUUUUCCAUUGCUCUCAACUUUUCUGUGCAUUUUAAAACUCAGGCACACCUGCGUGCACCCUAUUGCAUCAAAUCCUUGAAACUUUCUCCAAUCUUUCUGGCUUUGGUAUUCUGUUUGAAGUUCUACCACAUUGUAGAUUAUUGCGUUAGACCAAUUAGUUAUUCAGCACUGGCUGAAAGUUUUAAAACGUUUGAUCCAGAACGCAGCUCCCCGAAGGUUCUCUUGGCCAUUCAUAAUGCAACUACGGCCAGAACCUCUAUUUACGUCUGAAAGCAUUCAGAUUGUUUGUGCACCUAAUUGAAAAUCAUAUUCUGUUGGAGUGUUGAGGAAAGAUAACAAUAUUUAUUUUGUGUUCUAGAUAUAGAAGGAGGAAAAGGAACCGGAGGAGAGUCAAUAUAUGGGCCCCUUUUUGAAGGUAAUUGUAGGGGGGUUGUGUUAGUGACGUAGGAAACUUUUUCACAACAUAUUAAGACUAAAAUAAAAGUUUUUAGGGGUGGAGAAACAUAAAAGAAUAUGGAAUAUACCAAAUAGGGUCGAAGAUGGGUAAGAAUGAGGAUGAUCAAAACGGAUUAUCCCAUUAACAACUUAGUGAGAAUAGCCAUUUUAUUGAUUUCUUUAAGACGAAGAAGGGAAGGGGAGUGUGUAACGCAGGCUAUACGCUUACACUUAACAAAGGUUUGUCUCGUCAUGCAAUGUCAAUCGGCCAGUUAGAAUGCUGCGUUCGUGUAUACACACAGGAAAUUCGAAAUUCAAUUUCUUGUGAAGAGGCACUCCUUGAGAGGCUCUCGCUGGUUCCCAAUUCACUCGUGUGGAAGGACACGCAAAAUCCACACAUAUGAGCCUGCUCGCUUGCUGUGAAGAAGGCAGUAAGAAGUCUUAUAGGCGGCGGUGGACCGCUGGUAACAGUCUUGUCGUGAAACCCCUGCCUUAUAGACAUUCUUGUCUGUACAUAGUUCUGUUUUUUGAUAGCCCUCCUUUAUUUGUUGUCGUUUCUAGAUGAGGACUUUUCCAUACCGCAUGGAAAGAGAGGUAUUGUGGGUAUGGCCAACAGGGGCCGGCAUACAAAUGGAUCUCAGUUCUUUAUCACGUUACAGCCCGCUCCUUGGAUGGACACGAAAUAUGUUGCUUUCGGGUAAGAAUCACAGCUCUAUGUAUUAAAACAUGGAAAAUCACUGCCCUUUUGCUUUUGUUAAAUAUUUCUAAAAAAAAAAUCAGAAAAAUGAAAGCGUGACCUUGCAACCGCGUUACUAGACUCUUAUCUAACCACACCUAUCAACGAAUGAGAGGGCGCUUUAUGUAUUAGAUAUCCUAUAAAUUGAACUCUAGAAGUCUGCAUGGAUGUCUAAUGAUAGAAGUCAAAUGAAAAUGAACAGUUUAAGUUAGCUAGGUAAAACUAACUUUGGGCCGCCGCUCUUAUUCGUAGACAAGUAAUUGAGGGUACAAGAGUUCUUGACGAACUGGAAAAACAAGAGACGUUCAACGAACGGCCCAAGUCCACCUGUGUAAUUGUGGAUUGUGGAAUAUUCGAUGUGGAACGCCUUUGGGACACCUCUAGAUAGAUAAUUUACUUUGAAAUCAAAGCAAUCCUUAAUUCACUCUGAAUCACUUACAGCUGCUAGAAAAAGGCAGCUGCACAGAUUACAUAGCUACAUUAGUUCAGAGAUUGUUAGUGCAACAAAAUUUCCAACAGAGUUAUUAUUUUGAAAGCAAAGGAACACGUGAUAUUUAAUUUUCAUGAAAUUCGAGCCUAGCACCUUAUGGAAACCUUAAUGUGCAAUUUGGAAUGUUAGUGACUUGCACAGAAUCUUUUCCUUUUUUUCUGUUGCGUGUUUAUAGGGAUUACUUUAGGCAAAAUUACUCAACGAGAAGUCGACUGAAAACAACGUAGUCAACAGAUUAUUACACAUCAUGCGACAACAAUCGAUUCUAAUUAUUUGUGUACUUGAUAUACAUUUUUGAAGUGAAAUUGUGAGUUAUUUAAAGGGAACCGCGCGUACAUAUAGUUUGCAAAAGGCGAGUAUGAAAA
Molecule: messenger RNA, 6081 nt
Organism: Pocillopora meandrina
Lineage: Eukaryota; Metazoa; Cnidaria; Anthozoa; Scleractinia; Pocilloporidae
Source: the annotation of a GenBank genome assembly